Molecule: messenger RNA, 1644 nt
Organism: Rhodotorula graminis WP1
Lineage: Eukaryota; Fungi; Basidiomycota; Microbotryomycetes; Sporidiobolales; Sporidiobolaceae
Exons: 5
Coding region: 1-1557 (518 amino acids)
Biological process (GO): nuclear-transcribed mRNA catabolic process, deadenylation-dependent decay
Cellular component (GO): CCR4-NOT core complex; P-body
Molecular function (GO): molecular adaptor activity
Source: RefSeq, a predicted model, not a curated record
AUGGCCGACAUCGCCAUCUACGCCCUCGUCGGCGGCAUCACCAACCUCCAGGAGCGCGUGAGCAACUUCCGCAGCCCGGUCAUCCCGCUGUCGCGCACGUCGCAGCCCCCUGCACCGCCCCCGAUCCCGCCGCACAUCUCGCGCUCGGCCGACGCCCAGUUCCUCGAGGGCACCCUCACCGAGCACGGCCUCGAGCUCGCGCACUACUCGUGGGCGACGAGGCAUGCCGCACUGUCCCUCAGGCAGUACGCCCUCAAGGACGCCGUCCAGAAGAACCUCAUCGGCUGCUGGGCCGGCCUCGUGCGCGGGCAGCAAGGCGCCGAGACACUGCGCGCCGUGCGGCUCGCCGUCGACGAGGCGGCGUGGGUCGAGGAGCGCCUCCAGGCGGCUCUCGACUGGUGCGCCCAGCAGCACGUCAAAAAGAUGAAGCUCGCGAGCAUGGUCCAGGCUCGCAGGGGCAAGCGCAGCACCAUCGUCCGCCCGACGCACACCUCGAUCCCGCCCACGCUCCUCGACCUCCCCUUCCCACUCCCGCUCGCGCCCCCCUCGUCACGCCUCGCACCCUUGAUCCCGCGCCCGCCCCCGCUCCUCGACAGCGACACGCCCGACGGCGAGUCGCACGCGGGCCCGCCGACCUACACGCGCGAGGCCGACGGCGCGAGCGGCGAGUCGACCCUCGAGGGCGGCUUCCUCGAGGGCGAGCUCGAGGUCAUUGCAGAGCAAGCCCGGCGAGACGAUCCCGCCCGCCUGUACGUCGGCACCGAGCGGGUCCUCCUCGUCCUCCUGCACUCGUUCCCCGACUUCCUGUCGCAAGCCGCGCCGGCCUUGGUCGACACGCUCCCGCACGAGGCGGUCCACUUGAAGAACCUCAUCAACUCGGCGUUCCCGAUCCAGACGAGCAAUGUCCUGUUGCCUGACCCGCUCGACGCGACGUCCGCCGACCCGAACCCUCAAGGUCUGCAAGUGCCCCUGUCGAUCGUCGACCCAGCUGCAAGCCUCGGCGCCGCAGGCUUGCGCACGGUCGUCGACUCGUGGCUCGACAAGGCGACCCCCGUCGACUUGCCCUCCAAGCUCUACGAGCGGCUCGUCGCCGCCGGGCCCGAGGCGCCGGUCAUCAACGGCCUCGUUGCGCACCUCAUGCGUCACGGCACGAGCGGCGGCGGCACGUCGUACAACCACGACGCGCCCUCGGCACGCCUCCUCCGCGACCUCGUUCAGCGUGACGACCCGGCCUUGAGGUACGCCCUCCUGUCGGGCGUCGCCAACGCUCUCCGCUGGCCCAACCUCCACUCGCACUGGGCGACGACCGCGCUCCUCGACUUGUUCGCCUCGGGCGAGCGCGAGUCGGUCCUGCGAGUCGUCCUCGAGCGUGCCACCACGUGCCGGCCCGUGCCACACGCCGUAACCGCGGCGCUCACGCAGCUCCUUCACCUCCAUGGUCCCGCCGUCGAGGAGACCCUCGCCCCCGCCCUUCCCGCCAACGACCCCGGCGCGAACCUUCUCAAGGAGCACCUCGCCCGUCUCGCAUCGGGCCCUCGGUCCACCGCUCCUCAGUAGUGCCCCCUCCCCCUCCUUGAAUACCUCUCCCUCUCCUUCUCUGUCUGUCAGCGUACCCUGUAAAUUUCGUCGUCGCCCGUCCUCCUC